Dovyalis caffra is the source of this 660-nucleotide messenger RNA. The record is from the annotation of a GenBank genome assembly. Lineage: Eukaryota; Viridiplantae; Streptophyta; Magnoliopsida; Malpighiales; Salicaceae.
AUGGAAAGGCGCAAUCUACAUCCAAAGAACAUCGACAUGUUCUGUCAAGCAUCUCAUGAGCUGCAGCUUGAUGGUGCUGUGUACGCCAUGCUGGACAAGGAAAUAGCAGAGAAAACCCGUGAACUGAGGCACAUGAGGGGAGAAGACCUGCAAGGAUUGAACAUAGAAGAAUUACAGAAAUUAGAAAAAUUAAUCCAAGGAAGCUUGUGUCGCGUCUUGGAAGAAAAGGAGGAUAAAAUUGUUAAUGAGAUGGACGCUCUCAAGAGAAAGAUGGAGGAAUUAAUAGAAGAGAACCAGCGAUUGGAGCAGCAAUUGAUGAAUUUAUCAGCAGGAAAAGGACAAUUGCUUGAACGAGGCCAGUCAUCAGAUUCCCUGGUGACCAAUAUCAGCAGCAUGAGCUCAGCUGAUCUUCGUCAGGACUCCGACAGCUCUUGUGCUUUUCUUACAUUGGGGUUGGCUUGUUACUCUCAUUUCCACGCAAAUGGUUUCUAUGAAUUUCAUUCACUUGAUGUUGUUCCGCUUGUUAAUGAGCCACCACUCAUGAAAAACCUCCUUAAUCUUCUUCUUCUUGGAUUUGAUCUCCUUCUCCUUAGAUUGAGAAGGAGAUUAGUUAAUAAGGAUGAUGAACCAAAGAAGGAAGAAGAGGGUGAUUUAGAUGGG